GUUACCGGUCUUGCCAUGGAGCGGAAAGGUGAGCGGUGGAGCGGCCUGCGCCACGAGGGGCAACGGCCUCCGGGGCGAGGCCCGAGUCUAAGCCUGGAGCCUCGCUUCUCCGCCGCCGUCCGGCCUCCGGGCGUGCGGCGCUCCUCCUCUGAGGUGGCGCCGCCCCUCACCCCCCGCCUCUGGUCGGCGGGUCGGCGCCCCUCAGCCCGGGCGUCCUCCGGAGUCGGCCGUCACCGCCCCUUGUCCGCCGCCAAGUCGGCUCGCGCCGCGGAGCCGCUCCCGCACCCGGCCGUCGGCGGGCGAGGCCGACUCCCGGCCCGGCCCGAGCCCCCUCGGGCGCACCCCGCCUGGGCGCUGCUCUGCGCCCCGUGGGCCGCCGGCCGCCCGGCCUCCGCCGCAGCGUCGGCCUUGCAGCCGCCCCCCAGGCCGGCCCCGCCGCUCGGCCUGGCGCCCCUGCUGGGUCUCCACCCUCGGCUGGGUCGCCUCCUUUCCUCCACAUUUGCCCUUCAUCCAUCCCUCUCUCCUGCAGUGCUUGCGCUCCAGGCCCGAAAGAAAAGGACCAAGGCCAAGAAGGACAAAGCCCAAAGAAAAUCUGAAACUCAGCACCGAGGCUCUGCCCCACACUCUGAAAGCGAUCUCCCAGAACAGGAAGAAGAGAUUCUGGGAUCUGAUGAUGAUGAACAAGAAGACCCCAAUGAUUACUGCAAAGGAGGUUAUCAUCUUGUGAAAAUUGGAGAUCUAUUCAAUGGGAGAUACCAUGUGAUCCGAAAGUUGGGUUGGGGGCACUUUUCAACAGUGUGGUUAUCAUGGGAUAUUCAGGGCAAAAAGUUUGUGGCGAUGAAAGUAGUUAAAAGUGCUGAACAUUAUACUGAAACAGCACUAGAUGAAAUCCGGUUGCUGAAAUCAGUUCGCAAUUCAGACCCUAAUGAUCCAAAUAGAGAAAUGGUUGUACAACUGCUUGAUGACUUUAAAAUAUCAGGAGUUAAUGGAACACAUAUCUGCAUGGUGUUUGAAGUUCUGGGGCAUCAUCUGCUCAAGUGGAUCAUCAAGUCCAACUAUCAGGGGCUUCCACUGCCUUGUGUCAAAAAAAUUAUUCAACAAGUGUUACAGGGUCUGGAUUAUUUACACACCAAGUGCCGUAUCAUCCACACUGACAUUAAACCAGAAAACAUCUUGUUAUCAGUGAAUGAACAGUAUAUACGAAGGCUAGCUGCAGAAGCAACAGAAUGGCAGCGAUCUGGAGCUCCUCCACCUUCUGGGUCUGCAGUCAGUACUGCUCCUCAACCUAAACCAGCUGACAAAAUGUCAAAGAAUAAGAAGAAGAAAUUGAAGAAGAAGCAGAAGCGCCAGGCAGAAUUACUAGAGAAGCGAAUGCAGGAAAUUGAGGAAAUGGAGAAAGAGUCGGGCCCUGGGCAAAAAAGACCUAACAAGCAAGAAGAAUCAGAGAGUCCUGUUGAAAGACCCUUGAAAGAAAACCCACCUAAUAAAAUGACCCAAGAAAAACUUGAAGAGUCAAGUUCCAUUGGCCAGGAUCAAACACUUAUGGAACCUGGUGUAGAGGGUGGUGCAGCAGAAAUUAAUUGCAAUGGAGUAAUUGAAAUCAUUAAUUAUACUGAGGACAGUAAUAAAGAAUCAUUGAGGCUUAAAGAGGAUCUACAUAAUGCUAAUGACUCUGAUGUCCAAAAUGUUCAAAGUUUGAACCAGGAACCUAAUUUUCUAAGUUCCCCAAAUGGAGACAGUCACCCAACUCAAGAAGCAAAUUCUUACACAACUGUACCCUGUGAGGGGUCAGAUUCCAUGGUAUGCCAGUCUUCAUCUGUAGACCAGUUACUGAGUGAACAGAACAUCAGCCAGCUUCAAGAAAGCAUUCGGGCAGAGAUACCAUGUGGAGAUGAGCAAGAGCAGGGACAUAAUGGACCACUGGACAACAAAGGAAAAUCCACUGCUGGAAAUUUUCUUAUCAAUCCCCUUGAGCCAAAAAAUGCAGAAAAACUCAAAGUGAAGAUUGCUGAUCUUGGAAAUGCCUGUUGGGUGCACAAACAUUUCACUGAAGAUAUUCAAACAAGGCAGUAUCGCUCCUUGGAAGUACUGAUAGGAUCUGGCUAUAAUACCCCUGCUGACAUUUGGAGCACAGCAUGCAUGGCCUUUGAACUAGCCACAGGCGACUAUUUGUUUGAACCUCAUUCAGGGGAAGAGUAUACUCGAGAUGAAGAUCACAUUGCAUUGAUCAUAGAACUUCUGGGAAAGGUGCCUCGCAAGCUCAUUGUGUCAGGGAAAUAUUCCAAGGAAUUUUUCACCAAAAAAGGUGACCUGAAGCACAUUACGAAGCUGAAACCCUGGGGCCUCUUUGAGGUCCUAGUGGAGAAGUAUGAGUGGUCUCAGGAAGAGGCAGCUGGCUUCACAGAUUUCUUACUGCCCAUGUUGGAGCUCAUCCCUGAGAAGAGAGCCACUGCUGCCGAGUGUCUCCAGCAUCCUUGGCUGAACUCGUAAGCCUCUAACCAGCCCUGCAGCAGAGAUCACACACGGAUCUUCAGCCCUCCUCUCUAAGCAUUCCCCUCUGCCCUUUUCAGGGUGAAGCUCUUUCUUCAAGGGUUUCUAAUUUUUUUUUCUUUAUUAUUAAUAUUUUUUUCAAUCCAACAUCUUCAUUUGGGUUUGCUUACUUGACCAUGUGGAAAUCCACAUAGCCAUUAGGCAUCCUAGGUGACUUCAGCUUUGGUUGGGCUCUGCCAAAGACUACCAAACUUAAAAUACAGAACAGCCUUUCACGCUGUACCCCUGCCUUGCCAUCAGGACAUGUAUAAAUUAUCAGCACCCUUUUUUUUGUUUGUUUAAAGAAAGAGGUUUGAAGAUGUGUGAGUCCAUCCUUUUUAUUCUCUGACUCUAAGAGUCAAUUUUUCUAGUGCAUAUCCUAUUGCCAGCAUGAGGAUGAGGAGAGGGGAAGGGUGGUAAUUCUGUGUCCAGCAGAAACAUUAAACAUGCUGUAGCCAGGCUCCAUCAUCUUCCUGGAUUGUUUUCUAUAUUCACAUUUGCCCUGCGACCUUUAUGCUACUUUGUUUUUUAAUGAAUUGUAAAAACACCAGAUUUGGGUACUAUUUUAUCACUGUUCAAAACACUGUCAUAAUCCUUUUAUCCUUUAAUAGCUCUUAAGAUCCUGAAAUCUUCAGUCUGAUUUUUAAUGUAAACAAAAACAGAACCAUUGAAUAAUUUCUUGAGAUCCUCAGGUGUUCUGCAAACAUUCCUUUCUUGUGUAUCUUCUGUACCCUAAGAGCAGUUGUUGUAACUGUUUUCCUUCCUGCUUGGCUGGCACUUUACUCAUCCAACUUGAGUUAUUCCCUAUAGCAAAGAAUCAGGUGACUAGGAAAAAGAUCUGAAUUUUGGAGGGGGUAAAAAUUUUUCCCCAUUAAAGGGGAAAAUGUCCUAGGGUUCUGAUUCUUUUCCAGAUAGUUUUCUGCUUUUAUAUAUAGCUUUUUCCUUAAUUACCCAAAUUUCUAGUCUUGAAGCAGUUUCUGUUUGUGGCUUUGAUGUUCUCAUUUUCUCAGAAACUUGAAACCCUGAAUAAGAGAACCAAAGGGGGUGGGUGGGAUGGCACAUUGUUUUGUUGGCUUUUUUUUUUUUUUUUUUUUGCCCUUUUGUAAGAUUAGAUAUUCUCUGCUGCUAUUUCUUUGUACAAUGUAAAUUUUUAACUACGAUUUUGGAAUGACUGAAGUGUACUUGAGGCUUUUCUUUUCUUAAUGCAAAAAGCAUUAAGAGGAUUGACCUCUCACAGACUUGCCCUAAACAUUACAAAAGAGGGGCAGGAUUGGGGUCAUAGCCGCUUAUUCACCAUGGACCCGAGGGCCUGGGGAUUGCAGCAUUCUCCGGAAGCAGCUCUUUAAUUUACAGAAAGCCAAGGAGGUGCAACUCGAGGUUCUACUGGAAAGCUACCGAUGAAACUUGACUAGCCAGCCACCUUUGUGUGUGGGAGACGAAUCACUUUCUGUCACUUAUCCACAACAGUGACACAGGAAAAGUAGUGCCAUUAUGCAGCCCAUGAGGCAUAAACAUACUAUGAGAAAUUGGCCAGCUAUUCAUCGGCUCCUUGACUGGUUACUCCUGAAUUCAGACAUGUUCCUGUAGAAAGAAUUUUAAGUCAGGCUAUCUAUGCACCUAAUCAAGAAUAAGCAGAUUGUAUCAAGCAACGGCAGGGAAAUCCUUCAGUAAUUCUUACCCAUUUGGGGUUUUCUACUGUAUUUACAUUUUCUAAAGCAAUAUCAGACUUACCUGAAAUCUCUCCUACAUUGUAAAAUACAGUUGUGGAAUUACAAGAAAUCUGGUAUUGGGUUGAUGAUCGGAAGUGAAAUAACCAAAAAUCCCAUGAGCCAACACAGGUCUCAUUUUUAAAAUUGACAUGACAGGAAAUUUUAGAGGGGAGGAGAUCCUUUCACUUCAUUUUGGAACUGUUUUCCACUAUCCAGAAGGGCUUUUGUCCCCAUACUUGAGCCAGAUAAGUCACGGUCUGGGAAGAGGCAGCUGUGGGACUCCACCUUCCUGGUAGUCUGUGUGCCUUUACUGAGCUUAGUCAGAAUACUGGCCAGCUGCCAUGAUCUCACGAAAGGAUUUCUAUUUGCUCUUAGUUAAAAAUAAAGCCCUGAUCAUUUUUUUAUUCUUUCUACUGAGUGCAUUGUCUGUUUUCUUUAUAAAUCUAGUACAAUAAACAACUUAUUUAAUAACUGUUUCCAGAAAUUUUGUUCACUUGUUGCCCAAGUUGGUCUGACCCAAGCAGUUAAAGGUCUGAUUGAAAUAAUGCCUUUGAACUUAAAUACACAGUGAAGCUGCAACUUGAACAUUUGACAUUUUUAUAUUUGAAAUUCCAUUUCUAGCUCUUUCAUUUAUUGUAAGAUUAGCAAAAUACAUUUUAGGGAAUUAUGAGAAUUUUUUCACAAUUUGCCAUAACAUUUAUACAAUUACCUUCUCAAAUUACAAACAUGAAAAAAAUGCCAAAUACUUUUCUCACACUGAUGGUCUGGCAUACUGUACACUUUUACACACAGAUUUUCAUGCACUCUUAAGAAUAAAUCUUAUAACUUCAUUUGUUUCAUUUCUAGUCUAGUAUCUGUUUGUCCCCACCAAUUUCCCCCCUCCAAAAAAGAGAAUUUUAAUCUGCAUACUGGAUUACUGGUUAAGUAAAAAACUUGUUUCAAGGAAUUUUUAUGAACAUUAUUUGACUAAAUUACCCAGGUGCCUCUUGGUGUACUUCCUUGUUUGAUAACUUGGGCAGAACUUGUUAUACAUUAAAGUUAACAAUUUUUCUUUU
Messenger RNA from Perognathus longimembris pacificus (Pacific pocket mouse), 5293 nucleotides. RefSeq names its product SRSF protein kinase 1 (gene Srpk1). The record is from RefSeq and is a predicted model, not a curated record. NCBI's taxonomy places the organism in Eukaryota, Metazoa, Chordata, Mammalia, Rodentia, Heteromyidae. Gene Ontology annotation, biological process: regulation of mRNA processing; spliceosomal complex assembly; protein phosphorylation. The transcript has 15 exons. Gene Ontology annotation, molecular function: ATP binding; protein kinase activity. Bases 16 to 2490 code for a protein of 824 amino acids.